AUGAGUCUCCAAGAAACUCCCUCAAAGACUGCUGCCUCUGGCAUCGAAAAUAUGAAGAUGGAGUCACCCGUCAAGAAGAUUAGCUUUGCAGGAAAAGAGAACUCAGCAUUUGAUGCUGACGCGCCAAUUGUUGAAGAAGUCAAGAAGCCAAUUGUCGAAGAGCAAAAGGUUGUUGCAGUUGCUCCAGGAAUCAAGCCAGAAGAAGCAGAUGAGCCUCUUCUCCAAGAAAACCCAAACCGUUUCGUCCUCUUCCCCAUUAAGUACCAUGAGAUCUGGCAAAUGUACAAGAAGGCAGAGGCAUCUUUCUGGACCGCAGAAGAGAUUGAUUUGUCAAAGGAUCUUCACGACUGGAAUGAGAGACUCAAUGACGACGAGCGUUACUUCAUUUCCCACGUCCUCGCAUUCUUCGCAGCAUCCGAUGGAAUUGUUAACGAGAACUUGGUUGAGAGAUUCAGUGGUGAAGUUCAAAUCCCAGAGGCUAGAUGCUUCUAUGGUUUCCAAAUCAUGAUGGAGAACAUCCACUCCGAAACAUACUCCCUUCUCAUCGACACAUAUAUCAAGGAGCAAUCCCAAAAGACAUAUCUUUUCAACGCUAUUGAGACCAUUCCUUGUAUCAAGAAGAAGGCCGACUGGGCUGUCAAGUGGAUUCAAGACAAGAACUCCACCUUUGCUCAACGUCUCGUCGCUUUCGCUGCUGUUGAGGGUAUCUUCUUCUCCGGAUCUUUCGCUUCCAUCUUUUGGCUCAAGAAGCGUGGUCUCAUGGCCGGUCUCACCUUCUCCAACGAACUCAUCUCCCGUGAUGAAGGUCUUCACACCGAUUUCGCAUGCCUCCUUUUCUCCCAUCUUAAGCACCGCCCAUCCAAGCAAGCCGUUCAAGACGUCAUCACCGAAGCUGUCGAGAUUGAACAAGAGUUCUUGACCGAGGCUCUUCCUUGUGCUCUCUUGGGAAUGAACUCCAACCUCAUGAAGCAAUACAUCGAGUUCGUUGCUGACCGUCUUCUCCUUUCUUUGGGUAACGACAAGUACUACAAAUCUGCCAACCCAUUCGACUUCAUGGAGAACAUCUCCUUGGCUGGAAAGACCAACUUCUUCGAGAAGAGAGUUGGUGAUUACCAAAAGGCUGGUGUUAUGGCCGGUACUCAAAAGAAACACGAGGAUACUGAGGCACAAACUGAGGCCAAGGCAGAGAAUGGAGGUGACUUCAACUUUGACGAAGACUUCUAG
Molecule: messenger RNA, 1224 nt
Organism: Botrytis sinoallii
Lineage: Eukaryota; Fungi; Ascomycota; Leotiomycetes; Helotiales; Sclerotiniaceae
Exons: 4
Coding region: 1-1224 (407 amino acids)
Biological process (GO): deoxyribonucleotide biosynthetic process
Molecular function (GO): oxidoreductase activity
Source: RefSeq, a predicted model, not a curated record